AUGGUUGCUAUCAAGGCUCUGACUGUUCUCGCCGUUGCUGGCACCAUCUCUGCUGCUCCCACUGCCACCGUCGGUGAGGCCCUGGUUCGUCGUGAGGCUUGGAACGGCAACUGGCGCGGCAAUUGGUCAUGGUCAUGGGGACGGCCUCACCAAGGCGGUGACGACUCCCAGCCUGCCGCACAGCCGUCUGCUACACCUGCAGCAUCCUCGUCUGUCCCAGUCGCCGACCAGACCCCGCCUCAAGAUACUGGCGACUCCUCUACUCCUUCGGCUCCCGCGUCAUCACCUUCGGCAGCUCCAUCCGCGGCACCUUCAUCUGGCGGUAGCAGCGGCGGCAGCGGCUACAUGGCCAUCGUCAACCAGUAUCGCGGCAUCAUGGGCAAGUCUGCCCUGACCGAGAGCAGCCAGCUCCAGGCCAACGCUCAGAAAACUGCCGACGACUCUGGUGGCCAGCUCAAGCACGAGCUCAACCCUGGCUCCAUGGCUCAAGUCCUCGCUCCUGGCGAUGCCAGCAACUUCGAGUCCGUCUUUGUCGGCGGCUGGCUCUGCGAGGUACCUUCCUACCUGGGCUCUGACUCUAGCAUUUGCAACACCAUGUCUCAGGGUUGGAACCACGCCGGCCAGACCGGUCACGCCGACAUUCUCUCCAGCGACAGCUACCACAACAUUGGCUGCGCCCUCGGCGACGGCAUCUGGGCUUGCGACCUUUCAUAA
Molecule: messenger RNA, 714 nt
Organism: Cyphellophora attinorum
Lineage: Eukaryota; Fungi; Ascomycota; Eurotiomycetes; Chaetothyriales; Cyphellophoraceae
Exons: 1
Coding region: 1-714 (237 amino acids)
Source: RefSeq, a predicted model, not a curated record